Messenger RNA from Cottoperca gobio, 3979 nucleotides. Its product is annotated as high-affinity choline transporter 1-like. Gene Ontology annotation, molecular function: choline:sodium symporter activity. The record is from RefSeq and is a predicted model, not a curated record. Lineage: Eukaryota; Metazoa; Chordata; Actinopteri; Perciformes; Bovichtidae. Gene Ontology annotation, cellular component: axon; dendrite; synapse. Gene Ontology annotation, biological process: acetylcholine biosynthetic process; synaptic transmission, cholinergic; choline transport. The transcript has 10 exons. Bases 206 to 1948 code for a protein of 580 amino acids.
GGAGAAUUGUGUUGGUAGUCCAAGAGGAUUACUUUGUGGUAUCUUAACAGUUUUCCAACAGAAUCAUCUUUGACACUUUUGUAAAUCUUCUUCUGGAGGCCCUGCUCCUGUAAUUGGUUUCUGCAAAGGAAAGUUCUCCAUGAGAUUCCAGCCCUACGCGCCCAAUAGCACCUGAUCUCGGCGGGAGGAAGCGUACGAAAGGAAGAUGGCCAUCCACGCCGAGGGUCUCGUGGCCAUCGUGAUCUUCUACGUUAUGAUUCUGUGUGUGGGGAUCUGGGCCGCGUGGAAGAACAAGAACUCCGGUGUUGAAGGCGGCGGAGACCGGAGCGAGAGGAUCAUGGUCGGGGGAAGGGAUAUCGGAUUGUUCGUUGGUGGAUUCACAAUGACCGCCACUUGGGUGGGUGGGGGCUACAUCAAUGGGACAGCAGAGUAUGUCUACCUGCCAGACUACGGCCUGGCGUGGGCACAAGCACCUUUUGGUUACGCUCUCAGCCUCGUAGUAGGUGGGCUUUUCUUUGCCAAGCCCAUGCGCUCACGUGGAUAUGUGACCAUGCUGGAUCCCUUCCAGCAGCUUUAUGGAAAAAGGAUGGGUGGCCUGCUCUUCAUCCCCGCGCUCAUGGGGGAAAUCUUCUGGUCUGCAGCCAUUUUAUCUGCCCUGGGUGCCACUCUGAGUGUGAUCGUGGACAUAAACAUCAACAUGUCGGUGGUGAUCUCAGCCCUCAUAGCUAUCUUCUACACACUUGUUGGAGGACUCUACUCUGUUGCAUACACAGAUGUGGUCCAACUCUUCUGUAUCUUCCUGGGCUUGUGGAUCAGCGUGCCUUUUGCCCUGUCCAAUCCUGCCGUGUCGGACAUCACUGUCACAGCCAAGGAAAUAAUCCACCAGUCACCCUGGCUUGGGAAGAUUGAGCCUGAAGACAAAUGGCUCUGGGCAGACAACUUCUGUUUGUUGAUGUUGGGGGGGAUUCCCUGGCAGGUCUAUUUUCAACGGGUUCUUUCUGCCUCUUCAGCUACCUACGCCCAGGUCCUUUCCUUCCUCGCCGCCUUCGGCUGCUUGGUCAUGGCCGUCCCAUCUGUCCUCAUAGGAGCUAUAGGGGCAUCCACUGACUGGAACCAAACUACUUAUGGGUCCCUCCCUCCGAAGGAUAGGGAUGAAUCAGACAUGAUCCUUCCCAUAGUGCUUCAGCACCUCUGCCCGCCCUACGUCUCCUUCUUUGGUCUGGGGGCGGUGUCUGCUGCAGUCAUGUCAUCAGCAGAUUCAUCCAUUCUCUCAGCCAGCUCCAUGUUUGCCAGGAACAUCUAUCAGCUCACCUUUCGGCAGUCGGCCUCAGAUACUGAGAUUGUUUGGGUGAUGCGCUUCACCAUCUUUGUAUUCGGAGCGCUUGCCACUGCUAUGGCGUUGUUAACAGGAUCCGUGUAUGGCCUGUGGUACCUGAGCUCCGACUUGGUCUACGUCAUCAUCUUUCCCCAACUUCUCAGUGUGUUAUUCGUCAAGGGCACCAAUACGUAUGGCUCUGUGGCUGGCUAUAUCUUUGGUCUUUUGCUGCGCAUUGGGGGAGGGGAGCCCUACCUCAAACUACCUCCUUUCAUCUAUUACCCCGGUUGGGUGACCCAGGAGAGGAUCCACCACCAGAGGUUCCCGUUCAAGACUAUGUCCAUGUUGGCGUCCUUCCUGGCAAAUGUGGCCUUUUCUUACCUGACAAAGUACUUAUUUGAAAGCGGUUUGUGGUCAUAUAAGUACGACUUCUUGGAUGCUGUGGUGUCCAAGCAUAGCAAAGAGAUCAUGGACAAAGACACGCUGGUGAGCAACCAUGAUAACAUCAUUCUUUCAGAGAUGGCACCCGUCAAGCAGUCCCUGGGUGCGUCACUCGCUGGGACAUUCAUCAACUCUGAGAUCCUCAGUGACGAUGGGGCGUCCAGUCCAGAGGCUUUUCACAAUGAAAACUAGGCAACAAAGGCACAAAGAAAACUCCAACCAAGGAAUUUGAAGAAGAAGAAGGAAUAAUAUAAGAGGCAUCAAUAUUCUUCAGGAAACUUGCUACUGCCGCACUGGAAGCUAAAUCAACAGAAAUCUGCUUCCGAGUGACUCCACAAGUUUGUUUUAUGCUGAUUACAUGGUGCCUCCUUCUUUUUUAAGAUCCCUUGCAUAGAACCAGGAAGUUGACUGUUAAUCAGCUGUGUCAAGCAUACCUUACUCAUUUCUUCUUUUAAAUCAUUACUCUGUGAUUUUGCAACCAUUAAGAUAUUUUUAAUUUAACUGCUGAGACCGGAGAUCGGAGGGAUUUUCAGGGGGAAACAAAGAGUGACUGCAGUGGACAACAACGUCUACAGUGGUUUGUUGUGGGCAAUGAGAAUAGUGCAAUAUCUAACCAAGGAGUUGUGUCCACAUCUACAUAGCAGAGUGUGUUUGAGUGUGUUUGUGUGUGUGUGUGUGUGUGUGUGUAUGUGUGUGUGUGUGUGUGUGUGUUUGCGUAGAGUACAUUUAUUAAUAGAGCAAUAAUAUUAGUAGGAUCCAUGUUGUAUAGAUAAAUAUAUUUUACUGAAUUAGCAAGGUACCGUGAUUUUUCUUUACUGGAAGACUAGUAGAUAUUUCUUGUUUUAUAUUUCAUGUCCACCUAGCUCUUAAUCCUCCUGUCAUACUCGCUAAUUCCAGACCCAGUAAAUGUCAGAUUAAGAACCACAUGCCACUAUGAUAUUACCAAAAACUUGACUUGCCUAACAGAAGGUUGAUUUUGGAUGAUUCUGCAGAUUACGUUCAGUCAUACCAUUUUUUAACAUUCACUGCCAAAAUGUUUGAAAUGGAUAAAUCCUACAAUAUCCCUAUGUUGCAACUACAAUAUAUAUGGUUUAGGUAUAAUCAGAAUCCACUUGAUGAAUAUAAGUCCAAUAUUCACUCUCCUUGUAUCUCUGUUUUGGUCUCCACCAACUCCUGAGGUAAAUCUUUGGCUCUUUAGCUGCUAAAUACUCAACUAUGUUCACCAGCUAAUCACUAACUAUGGCAGGUAGUGUACAGUGGGUUGAUCAGUGAGUGUUUCGCUGUAAACAGAUGCCUCCAGGCACAUUAUACAUCCUCCACUCCCUUGAAACAUUUGCACUGGACGUAAUAUGUGUACUGCAGAAUCAUCAUGUAUGAAUGUAAUUCCAUGAGAGCCUCAGUUUACCAACAGACCACCAUGAUGUAAACAGAUUCAAACAUCCAAUCUAAACCUGGAUUCUUGAAUGUUUUUCUUGUGUACCUUUCAAGAAGCUAUUGGGUUUUAUUCAUUUCCAUUCGUACGGAAAUCAAUUUGCAAUCACCUUAUGAUUGUGUCGUACAUCUUUGAAAUAUCGUGCAUUUUACAACUACAUUAACACAUAACAAUGCUUGACAACAAUUAAAGCACAUAUGAUGUUCAUUUUGAAUUUCAUUUUUGUAUAUAAAUUAAUGGAAGCCAAUGGCAGCCUGAAAGUAUAAGUACUGAAAGUAUAACCCUUCACACGCACCAUACUUCAUUGAUAGAUUGUUUUUGUGAGUGUGUUGUGUGUGUGUGUGUGUGUGUGUGUGUGUGUGUGUGUGUGUGUGUGUGUGUGUGUGUAUGUGUGUGUGCCUAUGUUGUUGUUUUUGCUCAUCCUAAACCUGUAUUGACUGGCCAGCCACAGCAGGUUAGGGGAGACAGGAAAUGAUUGUUCCUCCCAGGAUGGUGUCAGAAGCUCCAGUCAUUAUCGAUCCAAUCCCCAGUCGAUUAGCCCCUCAGGACAUUUGAUUAAUGGUGCAAAGAGGUUUGAUCAUAUACAGUGCAGAAAGUUGAAGUGUUAUUACUGAUUCAGCAACGCUCACCUAUAAAUUCCCUUAGGUCAUUCACAUUUUCCCAGGUCUGGCUGUUUUAAACUACCAGGCACACUGCUGCUCUGUAUGACCAGGAUCAAGUAUAAGACAUGUCACUUCAUAUAGUGAUUGUUGUCAUUGUUACGUGUUACUAUUGUCCAGUUGACUUCUCUG